Molecule: messenger RNA, 2017 nt
Organism: Chlorocebus sabaeus (green monkey)
Lineage: Eukaryota; Metazoa; Chordata; Mammalia; Primates; Cercopithecidae
Gene: SIRAL1
Product: family with sequence similarity 118 member B
Source: RefSeq, a predicted model, not a curated record
UCACGUGGUGCGGGGUGGGGCCUGGGGGAGUCACGGGGGAAGGUGCGCGCUCAGUGCGGCUGCGCCGGCCGGUAGCUGCAGCUGGAGCAGUGGCGUUUGGAGGAGACUCGGAUAUACCUUCUCAGAAGCUGCACAGGAGGAAACGUAGUGACAAAGAAAGAAGUUGUCAUUCUUUGCACGAAACUGGAUGGCUUCUACAGGGAGCCAGGCCUCUGAUAUAGACGAGAUUUUUGGAUUCUUCAGUGAUGGCGCACCCCCCACCAAAAAGCCCAGGAAGCUGCUUCCAAGCUUAAAAACUAAGAAGCCUCGAGAACUUGUGCUAGUGAUUGGAACAGGCAUUAGUGCUGCAGUUGCGCCUCAAGUUCCAGCCCUCAAAUCCUGGAAGGGGUUAAUUCAGGCUUUACUGGAUGCUGCCAUUGAUUUUGAUCUUUUAGAAGAUGAGGAGAGCAAAAAGUUUCAGAAAUGUCUCCAUGAAGACAAGAACCUUGUCCAUGUUGCCCAUGACCUCAUCCAGAAGCUGUCUCCUCGUACCAGUAAUGUUCGAUCCACAUUUUUCAAGGACUGUUUAUAUGAAGUAUUUGAUGACUUGGAGUCAAAGAUGGAAGAGUCUGGAAAACAGUUACUUCAGUCAGUUCUCCACCUGAUGGAAAAUGGAGCCCUUGUAUUAACUACAAAUUUUGAUAAUCUCCUGGAACUGUAUGCAGCAGAUCAGGGGAAACAGCUUGAAUCCCUUGACCUUACUGAUGAGAAAAAGGUCCUAGAGUGGGCUCAGGAGAAGCGGAAACUGAGCGUGUUGCAUAUUCAUGGAGUCUACACGAACCCUAGUGGCAUUGUCCUUCAUCCAGCUGGAUAUCAGAAUGUGCUCAGGAAUACUGAAGUCAUGAGAGAGAUUCAGAAACUUUACGAAAACAAGUCAUUUCUCUUCCUGGGCUGUGGCUGGACUGUGGAUGACACCACUUUCCAGGCCCUUUUCCUGGAGGCUGUCAAGCAUAAAUCUGACCUAGAACAUUUCAUGCUGGUUCGGAGAGGAGACGUAGAUGAGUUCAAAAAGCUUCGAGAAAACAUGCUGGACAAGGGGAUUAAAGUCAUCUCCUAUGGAAAUGACUAUGCCGAUCUUCCAGAAUAUUUCAAGCGACUGACAUGUGAGAUCUCCACAAGGGGUAGAUCAGCAGGGAUGGUGAGAGAAGGUCAGCUAAAUGGCUCAUCUGCAGCACACAGUGAAAUAAGAGGCUGUAGCACAUGAGCGAGCUAGAGAAAUCACCACCGUUAGACCAAGCUGUAAGGCCCUACCACGGACAGUGUUUAACAAAUAAACUUACAAGAACCCAACACAACUCCCAGAAAGUAACAAUGGCCAGAGGUUGAAGGGCGGGGUAGAAGAGGGGGGAAUGUUCCAGCGUAAUCCUUCAUACCACCUGGUUCUUGAUAUUCUGCUGCCUGUUCAAGAAUAAAAGUGACAGCAGGACCCAAAUGCAGCUCCUGACCCAAUCCCCAGGCUGGACAUGCUUGUGUCCACACAGCACACCAAUGUGAUACCUCCACUGACUGGCUGCAGCUCUGCAUGGACUCGGGGUCUAGAUGCCAUGGAAUCACCGUGGCUCUUGUUGCAGUUUUGUACUCUAUACUUGGUUUUUCAAUUAAGCUUAAUGGCUUUUUUAAAACAUGACUUGAAGCUCUAGUUUUCUAGAUCUUUUACAGUGUACAGUAUUUUACAUAACUGAGCUGUAUUAAAAGCUUGUUCAUUUACUUGCCAGGACCCUGGCUCUACUUUGAGAGUCAUUGUAGAAAACUCGAACUUGCAUCAAGGCACUAACUAAUAAGCUUAAUUUUAACCCAAUUUUAAACGUUCUGAUCUUUCACCUUGGGGUGAUCUCAUUCUUAGGACAACCGUUUACUUACCUGAUUCCUUGGAGUAAACUUCUGCUCUGUUGUCCUGACCAUAUAUAAGCCCUAGAACUAUAGUUAGUGUGUUGUGGAAUUUUAGUUUUGAAUCCUGUAUAAAAGAACUCCAAGACCU